Loa loa (African eye worm) is the source of this 270-nucleotide messenger RNA. RefSeq lists its product as hypothetical. The transcript is spliced from 3 exons. Lineage: Eukaryota; Metazoa; Nematoda; Chromadorea; Rhabditida; Onchocercidae. The coding region runs from base 1 to 270 and encodes 89 amino acids. The record is from RefSeq and is a predicted model, not a curated record.
AUGGAAGUUACAUGUGUUUUCUUCGUUAACGUGGGACAGCAGUGCCUUAUCGGACCGAGAGAUCGAUUCCGUCGUAUCGGACGUAGUGGUUGUAAAGUCAUGGAAAGUAGAAGAGGAAAGGGAGAAGAGCAGGGAUAUGAAGGACCAGGUCAUAAACUCGAAGAUAUAUCUUGCAUUUUGUUGCCAACUAAUUCAACAGCAGGGGCAUUUAUGACGGAUAGGUAUUCGGACGAGGGGGUCGUCGUUGUAAAUGUAGCGGCCGCUCUUUGA